Messenger RNA from Staurois parvus, 396 nucleotides. The record is from the annotation of a GenBank genome assembly. Lineage: Eukaryota; Metazoa; Chordata; Amphibia; Anura; Ranidae.
AUCGGCGGUGCACUGUGUCCCUCGGACACAGCGGAUCACGGAAAGAACCGAAGAUGUCGGCUCGGUCAUGUGAUCAGCUGUGUCCAAUCACAGCUGAUCACAUGGGACAUGUACACAGAUCAUCAGAGCACUGAUGAUCAGUGUGCCCUGAUGAUCUGUGUAGCCCCAGCAGCGCCACCUGUCAGUGUCCAUCGGUGCCAGCAGUCAGUGCUCAUCAGUGCCACAUAUCAGUGCACAUCAAUGCCACAUAUCAGUGCCCAUCUGAGCUGCCUUUCAAUGUUGCCUAUCAGUGCCAGUCAGUGCCGCCUAUCAGUGUCAUGUAUCAGUGCUGCCUUUCAGUGCCCAUCAGUGAUGCCUGUCAAUGCCCAUCAGUGCCACUUAUCAGUGUCCAUCAGU